UCAAAUCAAUAUGUCCUCAUUCAAUAUCGUUGUGCUCGCAGGUGACGGCGUUGGCCCAGAGAUCAUAAAGGAAGCAGUAAAGGUCCUCAAUGUGAUCGAGAAGACACGAGACAUCAAGUUCAACUACCAACAUUACGACUUCGGAGGCUGCUCCAUCGAUGCCCACGGCACUCCUUUAACAGAAGAGACCCUUGCAGCAGCGAAAGCAGCAGAUGCGAUCCUUCUAGGAGCAGUAGGAGGACCCAAAUGGGGAACCGGAAAGGUCCGCCCUGAGCAGGGCAUCCUCCGUCUGCGCAAGGAACUAGGCACCUUCGGCAACCUUCGACCCUGCUUCUUCGCUUCCGACUCCCUCGUCGACGCCUCCCCUCUCAAAGCCGAGGUCUGCAGAGGCGUCAACUUCAACAUCGUCCGCGAACUGACCGGCGGCAUAUACUUUGGAGACAGGAAAGAGGAUGAAGGCGACGGCAAGGCCAUGGAUACAGAGCCCUACACCGUCGAGGAGAUCGAGCGCGUGGUACGACUAGCAGGCAGUCUCGCUUCCGUGGAGAACCCUCCCGUUCCCGUUUGGAGUCUUGAUAAGGCGAAUGUCCUUGCAACGUCGCGGUUAUGGCGGAAGACGUUCGAGCGAAUCAUGAGGGAAGAAUUCUCCCAGCUUAAGUUCGGCACGCAUUUGAUCGACUCGGCCGCUAUGUUGAUGAUCAAGAACCCGAGAGCGCUGAACGGAGUCAUCGUCACGAGCAACCUCUUUGGAGAUAUCAUCAGCGACGAGGCAAGCGUCAUUCCGGGUAGUUUGGGACUUUUGCCAAGUGCGAGCUUGGGCGCAAUCCCUGAUGGCAAGACCAAAGUCAAUGGUAUCUACGAGCCGAUCCACGGUUCCGCCCCCGACAUCGCCGGGCAAGGCAUCGUCAACCCCGUCGCGACCGUCCUCUCCGUGAGCAUGAUGCUCAAGUACUCAUUAUGCCUGCCCGAGCUCGCUCAGAAGGUCGACGAAGCGACCAAGAUUGUCAUCGACAAGGGCAUCCGUACCAAGGACAUCGGCGGCACUGCAAACACUUCCGAAGUCGGAGACGCGAUAGCGGCUGAGCUGGAGCGGUUGUUGCAAUGAGGAGAUAAUACAUCUACGGGCACGAUUAAUGAUCUAGGUUCUUGUGGAAAGUAAGAAGAUUUACAGUCUUUGAUAGAUGGGGCUCGGUGGUAUAGUAAUGUUGUCGUAUAGGGGCAUGGUCCUCUUCAUCCAUAUCUAUCCAUAUCUAGAGCGUUGCUGAGCCGUAUGGUAAAUGUUGUAAAGACAUUGUAUAGACAAGCAUAUUGACUAUGUUGACGGAAAUUUACAUCGAACUUCUUCAAGCAGAC
Messenger RNA from Westerdykella ornata, 1353 nucleotides. RefSeq names its product 3-isopropylmalate dehydrogenase. Lineage: Eukaryota; Fungi; Ascomycota; Dothideomycetes; Pleosporales; Sporormiaceae. Gene Ontology annotation, cellular component: cytosol. The transcript is spliced from 7 exons. Bases 11 to 1105 code for a protein of 364 amino acids. Gene Ontology annotation, molecular function: NAD binding; 3-isopropylmalate dehydrogenase activity; magnesium ion binding. Gene Ontology annotation, biological process: L-leucine biosynthetic process. The record is from RefSeq and is a predicted model, not a curated record.